AUGGGUUCCGACCCUCAGUACGCGAAAUGGCCCGCUCUACCUCUAGCCCAGCACGUUUUCACCAUCACGAAUCCUUACGCCACGAAACCCGCUCAACAGGCCGCAGUUAAGAGCUUACAAGAUGGCAUCAACGAGCACAAGAUGGCCCCUUUGUAUAAAUACCUGGCUCACCCCACCGAAGGUAUUCUGAAUGCCGCCGGUGAGACCACAUCAGCGUCGGCACAGAAGCCUACAGGCCGAAAACCUAGUCCUGCUGGCAUGGUUGCUAGCAAGAACGUUGGCGCGACAUUACCGUGGGAUGAAGAUGUCUAUAAUAAGCUAAAGGCGGAGAAUGAUAAGGAACUAGAAGAAUUCCAGAAGGAGGAAGAUGAAUCUGUUGAGCAGGCUGGCGAGACAGAAAUCAUGGCUGCGAAGGGGAAGCGUGCCGAUUUCUUCGCCAAGAUUGGGGACAAGGAUAAAGCGAUAGCAGCCUACGAAGACGUAUUCGAGAAGACCGGUAUCUUGGGCACCAAGAUUGAUCUCGUACUGGCUAUAAUCCGCAUGGGACUUUUCUACGGAGAUAAGGCUCUAGUAAAGAAACAUGUCGCACGUGCCAAGACGCUCGUCGACAGCGGUGGUGAUUGGGACCGACGUAACCGCUUAAAGGCCUACGAAGGCCUCCACCUCCUGACUGUCCGAUCGUACAAUCUCGCCGCACCCCUCCUCCUCGACUCCUUGUCGACUUUCACCAGUUACGAAUUAUGCACGUACUCGAAUCUUGUUGUAUACUCCGUCCUUGCCGGUUCAGUCUCUCUUAAGCGGGUUGACUUCAAGAGCAAGGUCGUAGAUGCUCCCGAAAUCAAGGCGAUCCUCGGUGCCGAUGGCGACGAUAAGCUUCUCGCCUUGACUGGUGCUAUCUCUGCGGGUCCGGGUGCAGAAGAUGCCGAGAUGCGCGACGCUACUAAGGAUACGUCUUCGCCUGCGGCGCCUACCAAGACCACGACCGCUGUCAACUUGACAACACUGGGUACGGGGACGGACCAGCCUGAGGCCGAGUUGGCAGUUGACUUCUCACCAUUGGCGCAACUAGUAAAUAGCCUGUACAAUGGUGACUACAAACAAUUCUUCCAGGCCCUCGCUCUCGUUGAGGAGCAGUUCCUAACUCAGGACCGCUACCUCCACGAGCACAAGGGCUGGUUCAUCCGUGAGAUGCGUCUGCGCGCCUAUCAGCAACUGUUACAGAGCUAUCGGGUCGUCGGGCUUGAGAGCAUGGCCAACGAUUUCGGGGUUACCGUUGAUUUCCUGGAUCGGGACCUCGCGAAGUUCAUUGCUGCAGGUCGUAUUCCCUGUACCAUCGACCGCGUCACCGGCAAGGGUGUCAUCGAGACCAAUCGCCCGGACGACAAGAACAAGCAAUAUCAAGAUGUCGUCAAGCAAGGUGAUCAGCUUAUCACCAAGCUGCAGAAGUAUGGCCAAGCGGUGCGACUACGUGGUAGUGAGAGAGCGUAA
Molecule: messenger RNA, 1488 nt
Organism: Hypoxylon trugodes
Lineage: Eukaryota; Fungi; Ascomycota; Sordariomycetes; Xylariales; Hypoxylaceae
Product: PCI-domain-containing protein
Exons: 3
Coding region: 1-1488 (495 amino acids)
Biological process (GO): proteasome-mediated ubiquitin-dependent protein catabolic process
Cellular component (GO): proteasome regulatory particle
Source: RefSeq, a predicted model, not a curated record